AUGCCAUUGUUUUCAAAUAAAUUUUCCCCUAAGAAGACUCCUACGAGAAAAGUGGGAGUUUUCUUGGCAAACAAAGAUUUUAGUCCGAAACGUAUAGAAAAAGAACUCGGACCCAAUAUUGGUCCUAUACAUUUAAAAUUAGGAGAUCAAGAAACUGUCUUUGAGUCUGGUUCUUGGAUUCCAGAAUCUGGAAAAAUUGGAAGCACAUAUAAAGAAAAUGAGAAAUUAAAAAAAGAAGUAAAGAGAUUAGAGGAUGAAAACAACCUAUUAAAAUUAAAAUUUGAAGUACUUCUCGAUAUGGUUAUUAAUAUCUUUUUUUUUUAAAUAUAUAUUUUAUUAAAUCCAGUAUCUUUUUUUCAAGUAAAAUUCACCAUUGUUCUGUUUUAUUUCACAGUUGACACAAACAACAGCAGAAUAUCAUUCACAGAAGGAAGAAUUAGAUAAACUAAAACAGAAAUUGCCAUAUAACAGAAACAGAGAAUCUUGA
Molecule: messenger RNA, 487 nt
Organism: Heterotrigona itama
Lineage: Eukaryota; Metazoa; Arthropoda; Insecta; Hymenoptera; Apidae
Source: the annotation of a GenBank genome assembly